Messenger RNA from Effrenium voratum, 2391 nucleotides. The record is from the annotation of a GenBank genome assembly. Lineage: Eukaryota; Dinophyceae; Suessiales; Symbiodiniaceae.
AUGGCAGACGCGCAUCAGGCGGGGCAACUGCCCCCACCAAAACAAAGAUGCUCAGCGCACAGGCGCCUGAUCUUACGCAACGUUAUUAUUGUUAUUUUGUGGGGGCCAUGGGGGAGCAAGGCCGAUUCAGAAGUUAGGGUGAAGGGAGCGAAGCCUCCUGAUUGUGUCUCUUCCGCGCAGGCCGCCGAAUCGGCUGCUUCUUCUGCUUCUUCUUCAAGUACUUCGUCAUCCUCGGACUCUUGCGACUCGUCCAGCGCAAGCAGAGAUGUGGAGCCUGAACCUGACGACCUGUUUUCAGAAGCAGACAGCUCUGAAGAGGAGGGCGAAGGUCAGGGAGAUGCCAUUGACAAGUUCCCCGACUUGAGGUCUGCCACCCGUCAGCUCAAGUAUGCAGGCUCCACCGUGCACUUUUGGACAGUUCCGCACUCUGACAAGGCCGAGGCCAUCACUGCAACUUCGAGCAGCAAGAAAGUGUUUGCUCGUGCGUUGAAGGAGGUGUAUGGCGACUCCUUGGCCCACUAUUGCAUUGUCACCGAAACCCACCCCAGUUCCCGACGUGGCUGGGAACGGAGGAUGCAUUGGCACGCCAUCCUGAAGCUCACCCGCCGUGUGAAAUGGAAGCUGCUUGCAGUUAAGUUGCGGGGGCGUGGCUUCUUCGGCCAUUUGGCUUUGCCGCAGCUGAACGCGGACUUCUGGCGUUGCCUCCGGUACCUUGUGGCCCCUUCGCUUCGCAAGGGCCAGGCGGAUCUGGACCCGGACCCGUACUUUUCGUCGCGAUUCCCAUUGACCGAGAUGGAAACACGCAUGAAGAAGUUCUUCCAAACAGCGUUUCGCCCAAGCGACAUGUACAACACCAUCAGAAGGCUAGGUGCCCGAAUUUCCUCGUACCAAGAUCUGGUGGCUUGGGCGCAGGAACAGCGGCGCCGUGGUGACCCCCGGUUUGAGCAGUUCAUGGCGCGUCAGGGGCCGAAAAUGCCUGCUUUGUUUGGCAGCUGGCAGGCCCUGAUGGCCAAACCCAUGUCUGACUACCUGCAGCGGGAGAAGCGAUUGCAGGUGUGGAACGCAGCAGUGCAGGCUCCCUGCGCUUGCCCUACGCCGCAGCGCUUGUCGCAAGCCUUGAGCUCUCUGAUGGACCAUCGCCAAAAAGACCGCACUGCGGCUAAGAACUGCAACGUGUUUCUUUACGGCGAGAGCAAUGCCGGAAAGACUGGGCUGACACGGCCACUGAUUCACAUCUUUGGCGAUCGGACUUUUCUCCGACCAAACCGUGGCGACACCUUUCCGUUGCAAGGACUGGAGCAACACCUUGUGGGGGUGUGGCAGGAUUGGAGGCUUGCGACCAGCCCCAUCCCAUGGGAUACCUUGCUGCUGUUGCUGGAGGGCGAAAGCGUGUCAGCAGCUGUGAAGGGCGGAGCUCCAGUAAUUGUGCACCAUCCUCCACCAUUCAUCAUCACCAGCCAGGGCAAAGUAGUGCCAAAGACGGCCAAGGGCGAGCCUGAUGAAGCAGAACGACUGGCCUUCAACAAUAGGUUUGGCUUGCGCUGGCACCUGCGCGUGCCAUUGCCCAGCAGCAUGCGGGACCCCAUGCUCAAGCUGUGCUAUGGUUGUAUUGGGUGUUAUGCCCGGUGGAUUGAGGAGCAUUGCGCAAGGUAUAUUGAGGAGAACGUCGGAGUUGAUGAUGAGGUACGGGCCAUGGAGAACGCCAUGGCUUGGGUGGCAAUGCCCGCACAAGUGAUGGAAGCCGUGAUCGAUGCUCCUGCUGCCAGGGAGCAUUCUCUGCCUGUCCCUUUCACUCCGCCUGGUCUGCCUCCACCUUCGCCAGAGCCAGUCGCCAACAUGGGGGAUGCAGAAGAUGAAGUUCUUCCAAGUGCGCCUUUCACUCCCCCUUACCCGCCUCCACCUUCGCCAGAGCCAGCGGGGUCUGCAGGGGAUGAAGCAAUUGCUCUUGCGUUUCAAGGUCCAGCGCGCGAGAACAAGGGUGAGGAAGUGGCCAUCCCGGCGCGGGCCUUUGGCAGUCACUCCUCUGAAGCGGAAGCAGCCGUCUGCGUAGGUAGGAUAGGGCGUGCCGGAUCUGAGGCAAGUACGCCCAAAUGGAAAAAAGUGCCGCAGUGGUUGGCCUGCGCGGGUCAGUUGCAACAUGGCGUCGUGGAGCGUGUCCAUGCUUUGCUGCCGUUGGCAGGUGUGAGGCAAGCUUCCACUGUAAAUGGAGUGCGGCGCCCAGCCAUGCUGUUGUUGUCACUGGCCUUGCUCCAAGCGUGUUCGGGUUUGACUGUGAGGCUUCUUGGUUUGAGGCGUUGCUUGGUUGUGGUGUUUACACGAGUGAUGAGCUUCGUAAUUAGUUGUUUUGGAAUUCCCUUUUUGUUGUGUGGCACUAGGGCCUGUUUCCUGUGA